This is a messenger RNA of Physcomitrium patens, 2759 nucleotides long. RefSeq names its product ABC transporter G family member 11. Gene Ontology annotation, molecular function: ABC-type transporter activity; ATP binding; ATP hydrolysis activity. NCBI's taxonomy places the organism in Eukaryota, Viridiplantae, Streptophyta, Bryopsida, Funariales, Funariaceae. Gene Ontology annotation, cellular component: membrane. The record is from RefSeq and is a predicted model, not a curated record.
GACCCUCAUUCCCCCACCACAGUUGUUGCUAGUGCUGCUGCUUCUCCUCUUCUCUCUCCUCCUCUUCUUCUAUGCCCUGACCUGUCUCUCAUCACCUCUGUCCUGCACUUUCUCCUCCACUUCUUCUUUGCUCUGAGCUGUCUCUCAUCACCUCUGUCGUGCACUUUCUCCUCCACUUCUUCUUCUUUGCACUGACCUGUCCCUCAUCACCUCUGUCCUGCACUGUUCAUUCCUUGCUCUCCACAAACUGCCACUACGCCCUCGCUAUCUCGCUCAUUUCGCGAUUUCGCUGUACCUGUGUGGAUGGUCCUCAGUUUACAACCGCUGGACUGCAGUUGAGUUUGCUAGAGAUAGUGCCUUGACAUUAACAUAGUCGCAAGAAUGGAAGUCAGUUUAGACGUAUCCUCGCCUCCAGAUGGGGUUUGUGAACGUGCGCCUCCAAGCAGCCUUAGAGCUCACGUAGUCUGGACUGACCUGUGCGUGAACGUCCAAGGAAAAGGGGGAAAACCAAGCCGAUCCAUCCUCGUAGGCGCAACAGGAUAUGUGGAGCCGGGGUCGAUUUUGGCUAUUAUGGGACCCAGUGGGUCAGGGAAGUCGACCCUGCUUGAUGCUUUAGCAGGGCGACUGGCUCCAAAUACCGUUCAGACGGGCGAUAUUCUCCUCAAUGGACAGAGCAAAACCUCCCUUUCCUACGGCGUUGCAGUUCAUAAUCACUUUCAGGCUUAUGUGACCCAAGAGGAUGUCCUUAUAGGCACUUUGACGGUAUUUGAGAGUAUCAUGUACUCUGCGAGCUUGCGGUUGCCAGGUAACAUCACAAAGACAGAGAAGAGAGCGAUUGUUGAUAGAACCAUCCGAGAAAUGGGGUUAUGGGACAGCCAAAAUUCAUACGUGGGUAACUUUUUCUUGCGUGGACUCAGUGGGGGAGAGAAACGUCGCCUAAGUAUCGCAUUGCAGAUUCUAACUCGGCCUCCAUUGCUCUUGCUGGAUGAACCUACUAGCGGCCUUGACAGUGCUGCAGCUUACUUCGUAGUGUCAACGUUAAAGAACUUGGCCAAAGAGGGGUGCACCGUGGUCUCGUCAAUCCAUCAACCCAGUAGUGAAGUGUUUGCACUUUUUGACAAUCUCACUCUCCUCUCCAAUGGCCAUACCAUUUACUUUGGGGAGACUGCGAAUGCCUCUGAGUUUUUUGCAGCUUCAAACCACCCAUGCCCUCCUUUGCGAAAUCCAUCGGACCACUACUUGCAAAUUAUCAAUGCCGACUUUGACCAAGUGAAACACGCCCUAAAGAACCUUCGAGUUGAUGAUGUGGAAUCGACGGAUCCAUUGCUGCUGAAAACUAGGAAGAAUACAGAGGAAGUGGUGAAGACACUCUCAGCUGCGUAUCAAAAAAGUGAUUACUCUAUAGCUACACGAUCCAAAAUAACUCACAUCCUCUCUCAAUUUCAGAAUGGUAAAGCCGGGCUCAUCGGGGGUAGCGGGAGCCAUGCAAAUUUCAUCCAGCAAUGCGUCACUCUUACACAGCGCUCAUUCGUAAACAUGACGCGAGAUCCAGGCUACUACUGGCUUCGUGUUGCCAUGUAUACUAUGGUUGGAUUGUGUCUGGGUACAAUCUUUUGGAAAGUCGGUUUCAAGUACAGCUCUAUCUUGGGUCGAACCGGGGUUCUGUUUUUCGUGGCUGCAUUUUUGACAUUCAUGUCAAUUGGUGGAUUUCCAUCCUUCGUGGAAGAUAUGAAGGUAUUUUAUCACGAGAGACUAAGUGGACACUACGGCGUGGGAGCCUUUGUGGUGGGGAACACACUGGCUUCGCUUCCGUAUCUGUUCCUGAUUGCAUUGACGUCUGGAACCCUAACCUACUUUCUGGUGAGGUUGCAUUCUGGGUUCGGCCACUACGCAUACUUCAUUCUCAUGCUGUUCGCCGCCUUGACAUGUGUGGAAAGCCUGAUGAUGGCUGUGUCUAGCGUUGUUGGACGCAACUUCCUCGCGGGCAUUGUAAUUGGUGCAGGCAUUCAGGCAAUAUAUAUGUUAGUGGCGGGAUACUUCCGGUUGUUAGCUGACGUGCCCAAGCCGGUGUGGAGGUAUCCGAUAUCAUACAUUGCCUUCCACACCUACGCCAUUCAGGGAUUAUUCAAGAACGAUUUUCCAGGUCUUACGUUUCAGAACUUCUUGGGAAUGGACGGUAAACCUAUCGGCCCAGACCUGUCGGGGGAAUAUGUGCUGGAGCAGAUAUACGGCAUUAAAAACAAUCGAGGAAAGUGGGGUGAUUUUGGCAUCAUAAUUGCCAUGAUAGUCGCCUACCGUAUCUUGUUCUUCGUUUUCAUCAAGCUUAGUGAAAAUCUAGGACCCCGUUUGAAAGCGAUGGCCAAGGAGUACUUUGCUAACAAACCAAGUGAACAUCCGGCUGAUUCUGGAAAUUUCAACAAAAACUCUUAACGUAGUACUGCUAGAUUUUUGAGACAAUGAAGUAUGACAGUAGUACUAACCAUCAUACAGAAGUUAAAUUUUACUUUUCCUAUUGGGGAGAUGGCCAUCAGCUAAAAAGCAGUAAUAUCCUUGAGCUGGAACAUCAUGCUCGCAUUGGCGUAAAGCGCUGGCAUUGCGUUCUAGAUAUUUUGACGGAUACUUUUAACCGAGUGGAUCCGUCUAUCCUUGGGCGGAGUGUCAUUCAAUUUGUAACAUCGUUUUACUCUUUUAUUUAGAACAGACUGUCGACACGAAUGUACCAUCCACAAUGAUCGAAUUAACCGCAGUUUAAUUGCACA